CGCAAAAAAGAAAAGAAAAAUAAAAAAGAAAAAGCUUGGAAGUGGGGCUGGUCCUCACGCGGGCUGCUCCUCUCAAUCUCAACUGAGGAAGACCGCCGACGCCGAAUCGCCUCCGCCACCGCCGCCAUGCUGUUCCUCCGAAGGCAUGUCCUCCCUCUCCUUCGCGCGGUCUCCCCGCUUCCCUCCCCUAUCUACCACCGCGCCUGCCUCCUCUCCACCUCCACCUCGGCCUCCGCCGCCCCAUUCUCCCUUGAGGACUACCUCGUCGCCGCCUGCGGCCUAGCCGCAGCUCAAGCCAGGAAGACAGCCCAGAAGGCAUUCGAUGGAGCAUCUAAAGAUAGCAGGAAGGCAUUCGAGGAGAUCUCCAACUGCCGUCUCAACUCCGCCUCCAACCCCGACGCCGUCCUCGCCCUGCUCUCUGGCGUCGGCCUCUCCCGCGCCGACAUCGCCGACAUCGUCGUCGCGGACCCGCUUCUCCUCCGCUCCUCGCCCAAGAAGGUCGGCCCUCGCCUGCUCGCGCUCCGCGACCGCCUCGGUCUGUCCGCUCCCCAGAUCGUUCGCUUCCUCCUGGUCGGCUCACGCGCUGUCCGCGGCUGCGACGUCGUUCCAAAGCUCGAGUUCUUCAUCUCCUUCUACGGCUCAUUUGAAAGGCUCCUCGUGAUCUUAAAGAAUCACAACUGCAUUCUAUGGUCAGAUCUUGAAAGGGUGAUCAAGCCUAACAUCGCGCUGCUUCAUCAGUGCGGCCUAAGUGUUCGAGAUAUUGCCCGUCUGUUCUCACUCAGAGCCAGGGUGCUUACAUUCAGACCAGAGAGCAUCAAGGAGAUAGUGCUACGCGCGGAAGAGCUUGGGGUUCCUUGCAGCUCGCGAAUGUUCUGGCAGGCGGUGGCGGUCGUCUCAAAUAUCAGCAAAGAGAAGGUUGCUGCCAGGCUCGAACUUUUGAAGAGUACUCUUGGUUGCCACGAGAGUGAAAUUGCCACUGCAGUGUCCAAGAUGCCAAGCAUUCUAACAAUAUCUGAGGAGAGCCUUCACCGCAAGAUUCGGUUCUUGAUCAACGAGGUUGGACUGGAGCCUCAGUACAUUCUGCAAAGGCCUGCCUUGUUCGGAUACAGCCUGGAGAAGAGGCUAGUGCCCCGGUAUUGUGUCAUGAAGGUCCUGCUGGCUAAGGGAUUGCUGGAUAGCAAUCGGAGUUUUUAUUCAUUCGCUCAAUAUGGAGAGGAGACUUUCAAAUUGAGGUGCAUUGACAGUCACCAGGACUCUGUUCCUGGGCUUGCAGAUGAUUAUGCCACAGCUCGUGCUGGUGUUGUGCCCUAUCAACUUUGAACACCUUAAAAUAUUCCAAUAUUUUUCAUAUUCUAGGCAGAUGAUAUAACUGCAACUCACGCUCAUUAGCAGCUGUCAAUGGUGCGGGCAUUCCCAAUUCUUCUUUCUGCAAUAGAACUAGUAAUCUCUGACUGCUCAUAGUCCAAGUUUAAGUUAUGGUUAUCUAUUAUUCUGUCAAGGACCUUACUGCACGUGUUUGUUAGUCGCUUCUUCUGUGUAGUAAAUGGCUGAAGAUUAUCCUUAAGUGAGUUGUUCUUCUGCGGAUAGGCUCUUGUUAUAGCACUUAGUCUAGAUGGAAUUUGACAGCACUAGCUUUCCCUUUUUCUCUAACAGUGUUUGCUCAGCAAGUUUUGUUUCUACUGACAUUUAUAGCACCCACCGAUACUUCUUUAAGGCUUGCCUAAUUCGUUUUUAGUGGAACGGAUUCAUUUUGUUUCUGCUAAUGUUUACAUUUUACUUCACUGAGGCUGAACCACUACUUUCAAGUAGUGGCCGAAAUUGCUACUGAGAAGAAACUCUCUAUGAAACAAUUGUGUAAACCAAAUUGUUGUGGCCAACAAUAUAUUCUUGAUUUUUAAGAACUGUUUUGGUUCCAUGGACCUCUGGCCAAGAUGGUUCUAUUUGGUGUUGAGGAAUGGGAGACUGACUGCCAAAAAUAGAUGGCAAGAACUAAUUCGUUGUUCUUGCAUUUUCCACAGAAUAUGCCCCUUUUAUACGGGUUAUCUUGACUUGCCCCCCUAAGAUUAUCUUAUUAUGUAAAUCUGAGACUGGCAUAUAUAGAGAACAUUAUCUCUUCUGGAAAUAAAUCCACGAAUAAGGAAACAAAAUAUCCUUUAACCAAAGCUUGUUUAUUAGCAUUUUGAUGAAUCCUGUGAUUUUUUAGCCUGUGCAUGAAGGCAGUCAAGGAGCUCUCCAACUGCCGCCUCCAACCCUGCUCUCCGGCGUCAGCCUCUCCGGCGCCGACAUUGCCAACAUCGUCGUCGCAGACCCGCUUCUCCUCCGCUCCACGGUGAAGAACGUCGGCCCUCGCCUCCACGCCCUUCGCGACUGCCUCGGUUCGUCUGCUCCCCAGAUCGCUCGUUUCCUCCUGGUCAGCUCACGCUUUGUCCGCCACCGCAAUGUUGUUCCCAAGCUGGAGUUCUUCAUCUCCUUCUAUGGCUCAUUUGAGCGGCUCCUUGUUAUCAUGAAUAAGAAUAAGAAGGGGAACGACGUCCUAUUUUCAGAUCUUGAGAGGGUGGUCAAAGCCUAACAUCGCGCUGCUUCGUCAGUGUGGCCUAAGUGUUGGAGAUAUUGCCCAGAGCAAAGUGCGGAUGCUUAGCUGAAUACCCAGAGCGUGUCCAGGAAUUGGUGCGACGCGUAGAAGAGCUUGGGGUGCACCACAGCUUGGGGAUGUUCAAGCACGCAAUUUCAGCUGUCGCCGAUAUCAACAAAGAGAAAGUUGCUCCCAAGCUCAAGUUUUUGAAGAGUACCCUUGGUUGCUCUGAGAGUGAAGUUGCAAUUGCAGUGUCCAAGAUGCCAUGUAUUCUAGGAUACUCUGAGGAGAACCUUAUCCGCAAGAUUCAGUUCUUGAUCAAAGAGGUUGGAAUGGAGCCUCAGCACAUUGUUGAAAGGCCUGCCCUGUUAGGACUCAGCCUGGAGAAGCGGCUAGUGCCCCCGACAUUGUGUCAUGAAGAUGCUGCAGGCAAAGGGGUUAUUAUGCUGCAGCUUGUGCUGGUGAUGUGCUCCAUGAAGUCCAACUAUCAUCCUGAAAUAUUUAAUAUUCUGGAUAUCAUUCAGGUGGAUUGUAGAAUUGCAACUCAUGCUCAUCAGCAACUGUCCAUGGUCUUUUUUCAGCAAUAGAACUACUGCUUAUCUUUAAUUGGUCAUAGUCCAAGUUUAAGUCAUUGUUAUCUAUGAGGAAUUUGUUUGAGUUACUCUGUAGACUUGCUGACGAGUAUAGUGUAGUAGUCACUUCUUCCUAGCACGACUUAAAUUUAAAUGAUCCUGAAAGCUAGCUGUUCUUCAGCAGAAUGGUCGUUGUAGUACUUGAUCUACUAGUAACAUUUUGGUAUUACUUCCAGUUUUGUCUUAUCAUGUUUGUUUAGCAUGAUUCUUAUCCGAGCUGAUGUUAAGAACCUCACACUUGCUUUGUUGUUCGAAUUACCCGUAGCUCAUUCUUGGAAGAUGAAAAAGGAAUUGCGUCCCCAAAUACUAACAAACCUACCGAUUGAAGGAAUUACCAAGUAGUUUGAUGACGAGAGUAAAGAAAGAGCAACGCACACAUAGCAGAGAUGCAGCCACAAAUUGUGUUGGAAGCGAUCUGAGGGCAGUCAGCUCAAAAUGAAAUCUGAUGGAAGCUUGACCGAAGGCUACGGGCAGGUGUUUCACCAUGAGAUGAGGAGAGGGUGAAUACGAAGCCGCAGGUAACAAGGACUUUCUCACUGAUCUGCUUAAAAGCAUAUUUGGUGGCCUCUGUGUCAGGCGGAAAGGUAGGCACUAGCUUGAUUGCUACGGAGAUGGAGCUCCACGAAGUUGUUCAAUGUGACAUUGGAAGCACCUGAGGCCUUGCUAGAUCAGAAUUCAGAACUAUUUGUAGCCGUUAUUGGAUCCAACCGAGCUAUUUGCACGGGUAACCUCGCAAUUAUUUUACAAGACACAGAAAUUUUGAAUUGUAUUGUACAUGACAAAAGAAAUUUCGAUU
Molecule: messenger RNA, 4000 nt
Organism: Setaria italica (foxtail millet)
Lineage: Eukaryota; Viridiplantae; Streptophyta; Magnoliopsida; Poales; Poaceae
Product: transcription termination factor MTERF2, chloroplastic
Exons: 2
Coding region: 127-1320 (397 amino acids)
Biological process (GO): regulation of DNA-templated transcription; chloroplast organization
Cellular component (GO): chloroplast
Molecular function (GO): double-stranded DNA binding
Source: RefSeq, a predicted model, not a curated record